Saccostrea echinata is the source of this 2014-nucleotide messenger RNA. RefSeq lists its product as uncharacterized. The transcript has 4 exons. The coding region runs from base 126 to 1388 and encodes 420 amino acids. The record is from RefSeq and is a predicted model, not a curated record. Lineage: Eukaryota; Metazoa; Mollusca; Bivalvia; Ostreida; Ostreidae.
GACACGGGGUAUUUUUGUUUCUUUGUUGUCAUAGUCACUGACCGGAACCACUAUGGUCGUGUAUACACGUGUUUUUACUUGUACCCCCAUUUCUACACUUCACCGAGAACAUUACAAGUGCUAGGAUGCCAAAAUCUAAAAAAUCAGCUCUUCCGUUCCACAAUAAACAGAAGAAUGUGAAAGGACAAUCAGUUUUCUCCUCCGCUCCGGGAGCCCUUGGUCCUCGAGCUUUCCCCCUCAGUCCCUACACAGUUCUUGGAUCGUUUGUUCUUUGGGUAUUUAUUGGAUUAGCCGCCUAUAAAUGUCUCCUCUACUUUGGUACAUAUCGUUCGCUGGACUCAGAUUUGGUAGGAACAUGCGAUGUUCAUCUGAAAAAUUCCUUGGAGGAGAAUUUAAAAAUUGCUGAAAACUACUCGAAAGGGGAUGCUGGACCUUACCUUAAGAGAAUAGGUUCUCAGAUGUAUGGAGAUACAUUUGCUGGAACACCAUCGCCACGGGAAUUACCAAACAUUCCCCCAGUAGUUACAGCGGUAUCGUCUGCCGAGUUCUUCCAAGUUCAGGGUCUCAUCCGGGACAUCGAAGAUGUAAACAAGAGCGGCAAAUUUCUAAUAAAGCUGAUCAUUUACGAUCUAGGAAUGUACAAAAAUGAAAAAGAAAUUAUGAAGAAGCAUUGUAACUGCGAUGUGAGGUCAUUUGAUGUUGGACAUUACCCAGAUCACGUGGCCAUUUACUCGAAUAAAGCAUAUCAACCUAUUAUAAUGCAGACAAUCCUUGAGGAGUUUGGAUCCGUGAUGUGGAUUGACCCUUCAGUAAAGUUCAAAGAAGUCCGAGAUCUGGGCAUGCUCAGAUUCCGAGGAUCACACGAUUUUUUCUUGUGGGAGGAAGAAAUUUUUAAUUCAAUUGUGGCCUAUACACAUCCACAAAUGUUUGAAUUUUUUGGUGAAAAAAGAUGCACGUUUGCAGAAUAUGGAAUGAUGGACACAAGCACAAUAGUUCUGUACAGAACAAACAUGACAUGGCUUGGUAUUAUGAAACCAUGGUUGAAGUGUGCCCUUAAUGCAAAUUGCAUAUCUCCCAGAGGUGCUAAGAAUUCAGAGUGUUUUCACUGGGAACGACCAAAAAUGACAGGAUGUCAUUGGUUUGUGCAAUCUGCCUUCAGUAUUGUCGUAAAUAGAGUUUUCCAGUUUUCAUCUCAUAUAGACAAGUUAUCAAUCCCUCGCUUCACCACGAAAGAGGAAGUAGAAGUUAUUUAUCAUUUUCCAGAACAGCCAUGGACCUAUAGCGAAAUUGUUUUCGUGCUUAUUCUUCCAGUAAUGGUCUGUGGCGCGCUGUUUUACAUGUACCAAAGAAGGACACGAGCGCAAAAGGAACAAUACCUAAGGAGGUGAUGAAUGUUAAAAAAUAAAUAACAAUGAUGAUUCAGGGAUUAUAAAAUUAGUACCUUGUAAAGGGGUGAGAAAAGUACAGAUGUUUGACUGAGGAACGUAUGAAACUAUUCUUCGGAACAGAGAGUUUCCAGAGUUUUAGCUCCAUGGCUCUGCUUAUGCGAUGUAAGGUACCCGACGUCUGUCCAGUUGUCUGUAAAUGAACAAUAAUUCUGCAGUACUUUGAAUGCAAAUAUCUACAUGUCGUAAUGCAUGUUUUAACUGUUUCCUAAUUAUUAAAUGAUCUCAGUUGAAAGAAAAUGGUAUACAUGAGGGGAAAUUGCUGAUGCAUGUUUUUAGUAUUAUGCAGAUAACUAUAUAUGUUCAGAUCUGUUGUUUUCCUUGUAAAAUCUCUCAGUUACUUUGAAAAAAGUAAUGCUAUGACAUUAAUAUAUAUGUAUAGAAUAAUAUAUAUUAUAAUAUAUAUUGUUAUAACAAUAUUUGAUCGUGUCUACAUCGUAUUUCUUGAUAGGAAAUAGAAUUAGUGUUUAUAAUGCACUUUAACAUGAAAGCUUUACUUGGUAUUCCCGGAGUUCUUGGGCUUGCAUAUUUAUUACAUUUGUUACAAUAUUUAUUUGAAUUGAAUACAA